Echinops telfairi (small Madagascar hedgehog) is the source of this 246-nucleotide messenger RNA. It is a transcript of the gene DEFB105B, whose product is annotated as defensin beta 105B. NCBI's taxonomy places the organism in Eukaryota, Metazoa, Chordata, Mammalia, Afrosoricida, Tenrecidae. Bases 1 to 246 code for a protein of 81 amino acids. The record is from RefSeq and is a predicted model, not a curated record. Gene Ontology annotation, biological process: innate immune response. Gene Ontology annotation, cellular component: extracellular region. The transcript has 3 exons.
AUGGCCCCAGGCAGGAAGAUGUUUUAUUUUGUCUUUGUUUUUUCCUUCAUUUUGGCUCAUCUUCCAUCAGGGUGCAAGGCAGGGCUUGAGUAUGUCCAGCAGUUUCCAGCAGGUGAGUUAGCUGUCUGUGACCCAUGCAGGCUCGGCCGGGGCAGAUGUAGAAAGAUAUGCCUGGAGACGGAGAGGAUUGCUGGAUAUUGCAAGGUCAACUUUUUAUGCUGUGAAAGAAGAAUCUAUUUUACUUGA